This is a messenger RNA of Rosa chinensis, 1948 nucleotides long. RefSeq names its product plant UBX domain-containing protein 2. Bases 197 to 1633 code for a protein of 478 amino acids. Gene Ontology annotation, biological process: defense response to fungus. NCBI's taxonomy places the organism in Eukaryota, Viridiplantae, Streptophyta, Magnoliopsida, Rosales, Rosaceae. Gene Ontology annotation, molecular function: protein binding. The transcript is spliced from 3 exons. The record is from RefSeq and is a predicted model, not a curated record.
GCCGAGUCCGUUUGGGCGGGGAAAAUGAGCCAACGACCCGCAAAAGUCAACAUGGAAGCAAGAAACACCUUCUUAAUCCCAAUUCCCUAAAAAUCCCCAAUUCCCUCUAACCCUAAUUUCAAUCUUGACCACCUUUGCUCUGUGAAUUGUUCUUGUUCACCUGAAACAGAAAAGAGAUAGAUACACCAGAAUCAGAAUGGACGACAUGAAAGACAAGGUCAAGGGCUUCAUCAAGAACCCAUUCUCGUCUUCUUCCUCCGGCAAAUUCAAGGGCCAAGGCCGAGUCUUGGGCUCCUCCUCCGCCGGUCCCGCCAAUUCUCCGAUCCUCGGCCGCGCCUCGCAGCCUCCCCAAUCCAAGCCCAACCCCAUUUCCACCUCAAAGUCUUCUUCGUCAACUUCCAAGCCUUCGCCUCAGAGAACCCAGAGCCUCGAUCAGAAGAGACCCGAAUUGCCGACGGAACCAAAGCCCAACCGCAAACCGCAAGAGGGGUUUGAUCCGUUCGACGCCUUAAUCACUCCGGGGAAGAGAUCUCAGAAUGGGUUUACCUUGAACGUGUUUGAUUGCCCAAUUUGCGGCAAAGCUUUCAGGUCAGAAGACGAGGUGUCCAUACAUGUUGAUAGCUGUGUGAAUAAUUCAGCUGACAAUGAAAGUGCGGAGGGUGUUUCGGGGUCGGUGGAGAGUGUGGAGACGUCUCGGAGUGGAUUGGACGCUUGCAUUGGUACUUUUGCUUCAGGCAAUCCCGGUUCGGGGUCUGUUGAGGUUGUGCUGAGGCUGUUGAGGAAUAUAGUUAGGGAGCCGGAGAAUGUGAAGUUCAGGAAGGUUCGGAUGAGUAAUCCAAAGAUUAGGGAGGCCAUUGGUGAGGUUGUGGGAGGCAUUGAGUUGCUGGAGUUUGUGGGGUUUGAAUUGAAAGAAGAGGAGGGAGAGAUGUGGGCAGUGAUGGAGGUUCCUUCCGCAGAGCAGAUUGGCGUAAUGAAGAAGGGGGUAGAAUUGCUGGAACCGCCCAAGGUGCAAGAACCGCAGAAGAAAGAGAAGUUGACAUCUGCUGGUUUGGGUGACUUGGAUGAACAGAUUGAACCAAAGAAGGUUGACAGACAGACCAGGGUCUUCUUUUCUGUCUCUGAAAGUGUAGCAGCAAAAAUUGAGCUACCAGAAAGUUUCUAUAGCCUCUCAGCUAUGGAGCUGAAAAGAGAAGCUGAAGCGAGAAAGAAGAAGAUUGACGAUUCGCAGAUGCUGAUACCGAAGUCAUAUAGGGAAAAGCAGGCGAAAGCUGCUAAAAAGAGGUACACAAAAACUGUUAUCCGGGUCCAGUUUCCUGACGGAGUGGUGCUUCAAGGUGUUUUUUCUCCUGCAGAGCCAACUAGUGCUCUCUAUGAGUACGUCAGCUUAGCAUUGAAAGAGCCUAGUUUGGAAUUUGAGCUGCUGAAUCCUGCAGCUAUCAAGCGGCGGGUGAUCCCCCACUCUCCUGCAGCAGGGGAGAGACCAGCAACACUAGCUGAUGAGGACUUGGUCCCCUCGGCUCUUGUCAAGUUUAAACCUAUUGAAACGGAUUCCAUUGUUUUCACGGGGCUAUGCAAUGAACUCCUUCAAAUUAGUGAACCACUUGGAAGUGGUUCAGCUGUUGGUCAUGCAUAAGCUCUGUAUUGAUGAUUCGACGUAUUCAUUUGCAGCCAUAGAGACAUGAUUCAUAUGCUCUCUUAUUCAUGAUCGUAACUUCUCAGCCAAACAAUCUUCAGAUAGAUCUAUCCUUUCACCUUAUACCAGUAGAUCACAAAUUUUAUGGAGCGUGUACUUUUCUGUAAUGCAGAUGCUGCCCAUUUCUCCAGGCUUGUCGUGCAAUGAACUUGAUCUUAACCAAGUCAUGUUUUGUUGUAAAAUUCUUUUGUGACGUUUGAGGUAUUCAUUUGGGUUAUAGUAGAAAUCAGAAUGCUCAUUAUACACUGUCUUCCA